AUGGACGACACAAAUAUUCCUACGAUUUCAGGUGACGAUGAGAUUUCGGGUCAUUACAGCCUUGAGGACUCCACGGACCUUGCGGACCGUUUGAGAUUUUCUUUUGUCGAAGGCGCAGAUGAUCAUCAGAUAUUCCUACCGUUCUUAAGCUUGUCGCGAAUCUUGACCAAGACGCGCAUUGAGGCCCAUCUAAAGAAACAGUACGGAGAUCUUGCAUCACAAUAUGCAGAUCAAAUUGGGCCGCUAUAUGCUGACGAGGCUGACGUACCCAAGGAUAGGCCUUUUCCAAUGUCUUUAGGUGAACACACGUACCUGAGGAUUUUUGCAAUUCUGGUCAUGAUUGAAAAAGAGGGGGAAGUUCACAGAUUUCUCCAGCAUCGAGUCUGUGACGGUGACCUUCCCCUUACUUUGGAUAUAAGAAAGAAUGCUGUAUUUCGAAAGGGAGGUGAUGAAGAUCCCCUUGGCUGCUUCAGAAGAUUCCGUCCCUAUCAAUUGGAGUCUUUUGACCUGUUGCAAUGGAGGUUCACAACCCCUUUCUUUCAUGCUCCUACAGACAAUAACCGGAUAUUUUAUCACGAUUUCCACCGGAGAACAAUCUUGCCUUGGUGUCGUCUCGAUGAGUCUGGGGUUGGGCUGGAGAAACUUGGCCGAAAUAUAAUCCAAGGUGCUUAUGCAACAAUUAAACCUAUCGUGAUCGACAAAUCGUCUCACGAUUUUGACAAGGUCCUCCAAGGGGUGAAAUCUGCCGCAAAAAGUGUUUUUGCACUCAAGACACUUAGAGUUGAGGACCGUUAUGAAUACGACAACGAAGUUGAGGGACUUCAACGAUUCAACGGUGUAGGCCAUCGGCAUAUCAUUCAACUAAUGGCGACCUUUGAGCUACAUGAUAGAUAUCACAUGAUAUUACCGUGGGCUUCUUGCAAUCUCUACGAUUUCUGGAAAUCUGACCCUUUUCCAAAGACUGGAAAACGAGAUCUCGACGUCAUCCGUUGGAUGUCUACACAAACUCUCGGUUUGCUUUCGGCCUUGGAUGCUAUUCACAAUCCCCAAGGCGCACAGUUUUAUGGCCGGCAUGGGGACAUUAAGCCCGAGAACAUCCUUUGGUUCGAAAUGGAUGAUGAACCUCAUGGCUUACUUGUUCUGGCAGAUCUUGGGCUUACCAGAUUUCACCGGGAGCGUAGCAGGUCUUGGACAAGAAACACUAACGUCAUGGGUUACACGGUCACCUAUGCGCCUCCGGAGUUGGAUAUUCAGGAUGGAUUUAUGUCGAGAUCUUCUGAUACAUGGUCUUUCGGUUGUGUUCUACUUGAGAUGGUCUGCUGGCUCGUAGGGGGCUGGGACCUUUGUGAGGUAUUCUCAUAUGCUCGACUGACAGAGGACGCUUCGGGUCUCCUGAAAACUGAUAAGUUUUUUGCAAUUACCAAAGGAGAGGACGAUGUGUUGCACCGGUUUACAGUCAAGCCACAAGUAUUAGAUUUCAUCCAAAGGCUUGAUCAUCACGAGUCAUGCACAAACUACGUUCAUGAUAUUCUGGACAUCAUCGAGAAAUACAUGGUUGUUGUACAAACGAAUGAUGUGAAAAGAGCCUCCACAAGCGAGCUGCUCGAGAAAUUUAAAGCUGUCGACCAGAGAGUCCAGGAUGAUGCGAAGAGGGACUACAUCGCGAAGCCUACGCCUGGCCCCCGCAAAACACAAACCAAAGCGCUUGCCAUAGUCGAGGCACAUGUGGUCGAGAGAAAAUACACAUAUUCACGCGAUAGUCGGUUAAGACUUACGCAAAGGUUCGCAGACCGUAGCCGCCAGAGUCAGCGUCAAUCUAUACGAAUCCGGCAGAUUGACGACGCUGGCCUGGUCAACAGAGAGCCGCAUUUGAUGAUGGGCAGAAAGAAGGAAUUCCCACCUGAAAGGCUCUUAAAUGCUGACAAGAAUAGUGACUUAGCGGCUGCACAGAUGAUUGAAGCGAAGGUCUUGGACGUCUUGGACGAUAUUUUUGAUGACACCUUGGUCAAGUUUCUGGUUCGAUGGCAGGUUCCAGUUUGCGUACAGGAAGAACUCGACGGCAGCACCGAUCUUGGCCCAAUCCUCACUAUAACAGGAACUUCUUCAAAUUCCUUGGCGAUUUGCUGCCGGGAAUAUGUUUCAGAAACCUGGAAAGAUAACGGUACAGUCUUUCUGGAAGAUCUAGAAACAUUUCUCGCCCAAAAACUUCCUUCGAUAGCCACCCAAGUUCCGAAAGAACCUACAGUCAACCGGCCAUUGUUCAUGAGCGGGGACUCUGAAGAUACUGCAGUAGUGCUCUUCAAAGGAUCUCGCACUCAGAUAUCAAUUUUCUCACAGUUUCUUUGCUGGAUCGUAGCGACCUUCCGACUGCCCGAGCCGAAAAUGACUACCAGUUCUUCGGUCAGCUUCCUACAUGUACCAAGUGUCAAGUAUAACGUCUACGAGUUUCAUAUUUCACUGGAAGAGCUGAAACCUCUAGAUCACGGCACAUCCGGGACGUGUUGGACCCCUCUAUUUCCUUCCACGGUCAUGGCCGAGGGUUUUGAGGUUCCAGUUCACCCAGGGGUCUUUGGCUUGCAGAUGCCCUUUGAUGCGAUGCUUGAACUGGCUGAGAUAGUUUGUGAUGUCAGCCUAGAGGAUGAUAAGGGCACUGCAACUGGUAUCUACCUCUAUGGCAUCUCCUUUUUCCUCUACCCAACCUCUUACAAAACGCAUCCCGGUCAUCAGCCGGUCAUCCAAUGGCAUUUGAAAGAGAAGACCUUGGAUGACGAUGGAGAUCGAGACCCAGCCAUCCCCCCCGACAGAGAUGGCGGUCCGCUGUGGAUCAGAAUUCCGGUCUAUGAGACUCUGAGAACAUCAAUUACAGUUUUGGGAUACUGUGAUAAGGCUCUGGUGCAGUUGGGUACCGAGUCCCGCCGAAAAUAUCACAACGAGCCACAAUACUCACAUGCAGAGGUCGAAAGACCCAACAUUGAGGCAUCUUUGAACUCACUUACUCUAGGCUCUAGCGCAGGAGGUGCUAAAGCCGAGGGCACCAUAGGUUUCAAAAUGAGGAAAGGCCAUUGGCGCGAGCUUGAAGAGAAGAAGGAAUUAAGCUACAAACAAGUCCUGCGGAUCUCACAGAAUAAGCCAGUCAUCAUCUAUGACACUCAGCGUCAGAACGAACGCGCCUGGAUGGUCUCCGAAUUAUCGAUGAUCCUCGAGUUGUUCAACAUUUGGGCCCAGCAGGAAGGCUUACGAGGCAUUCAGUAUGCUACUGCGAGUGCUGACGGAGGCGCUGCUGCAUUUAACGUCCUCGCCAACCGAAGUUAUUCGGAGCGUACUGCUAUUGAGAAGAUGGCUGCUGAGGAUACUUCAGACAUCAAAAUCUCAGGUAUUAUCAAGAGGCUAUAUGGCCGAAUCCACAAGACGAGGAUCAUCAAUACGGGCAGUGACGAAGGUGCCCCUGGAACGUUGUCGCUAGGUCGGUGCACCAUCAAAGGGUGGGACUGGCUUGAACUUGUCGAUGGGUUUGAAAGGGCUACGAGCCAGCGGAGAGAAGUGUAUGCUUCCCGGAUAUUCGGCUCUCAGCCCUGUUGGCUGCCCUUCACAAAGUUCAUCCCCGUCUUCUUCGCAAACGAGGUUGGGGACCUGAUUGUCCCGGAGCAGCCUGGCCAGGUGUGCCGGCAAUGGUCUCCUCUUCCUGGGGGGCGCAACAGUCUCUACCUUGCUGCCACAGAGAGUGGAAAAGAGUAG
Molecule: messenger RNA, 3735 nt
Organism: Fusarium tjaetaba
Lineage: Eukaryota; Fungi; Ascomycota; Sordariomycetes; Hypocreales; Nectriaceae
Product: serine threonine kinase
Exons: 5
Coding region: 1-3735 (1244 amino acids)
Biological process (GO): peptidyl-serine phosphorylation; peptidyl-threonine phosphorylation
Molecular function (GO): ATP binding; protein serine/threonine kinase activity
Source: RefSeq, a predicted model, not a curated record